Symphalangus syndactylus (siamang) is the source of this 8413-nucleotide messenger RNA. It is a transcript of the gene CRKL, whose product is annotated as CRK like proto-oncogene, adaptor protein. Gene Ontology annotation, molecular function: signaling adaptor activity; receptor tyrosine kinase binding. Gene Ontology annotation, biological process: positive regulation of ERK1 and ERK2 cascade; enzyme-linked receptor protein signaling pathway; cell migration. The record is from RefSeq and is a predicted model, not a curated record. NCBI's taxonomy places the organism in Eukaryota, Metazoa, Chordata, Mammalia, Primates, Hylobatidae. Gene Ontology annotation, cellular component: cytoplasm.
AGAUGGGGUUUUGCAGUGUUGGCCAGGCUGGUCUCUAACUCCUGGCCUCAAAGGAUCCACCUGCUUCACCUUCCCAAAAUGCUGGGAUUACAGGUGUGAACCACUGCACCUGGGCAAGAGCAGAUCGUUUAUAUAGACAGAUAGUACACCCUGAAAAGGUGAGGCAAAGAGGGCUGCUGAAAAGGGAGUGAGCCAGCAGCUAAUGUUCAAUUUUCAUUUUUCUCUGGCUUCCUCCCAUCUUUAUCCAACUACAUUCAAAAACCAUACAUCAAGUAUGUAUUGGCUGGGCGUGGGGGCUCACGCCUGUAAUCUGAGCACUUUGGGAGGCCAAGGCGGGCAGAUCAUGAGGUCAGGAGUUUGAGACCAGCCUGACCAACAUGGUGAAACCCUAUCUCUAUUAAAAAUACAAAAAUUAGUCAGGCAUGGUGGCACGUGCCUGUAAUCCCAACUACUCAGGAGGCUGAAGCAUGAGAAUCACUUGAACCUGGAAGGCAGAGGUUGCAGUGAGCCGAGAUCGCACCACUACACUCCAGCCUAGGCAGCAGAAUGAGAUCCCGUCUCAAAAAAAAAAAAAAAAAAAAAAAGCAUGUAUUAUGUGCUAGGUACUGGGAAUAGAAAAAAUAAUAUAUAGCAGCCUUCCCUCAAGAUGCUCAGAUUGGGAUGAGAAAAAUAUUUAUAAACAAUUACAAUAGAAUGCGAUAAAAAUUAAUUUAGGCUGUGACCACAGUGUAUACAUAGUAAUCAGAGAGUAUGGUCAGUUUUGGUUCUGCUUUUAGAAUAUGUGUUUGGAGUCACCAGAGAUGUGACCCCUAAAUGCUUCAUGAUGAUGAUUAGCCUACUAAAGGAAAAACUAUGGAGAGGUGAAGGAGGCUCUACAUUUAGAGGGCAGAGAGCGGGUUGCUAUGGCUCAUAUCUGUAAUCCUAGCUACUUUGGAGGCUGGGGCAGGAGGACUACUUGAGCCUAGGAAUUUGAGACCAGAGUCAGCAACAGAGAGACCUGUCUUUAAAAACAAAACAAAACCCAAAAAGCCUAAUUCAGUCAAAGCAUGGGUAGAAGCCAGAUUAAGAAGGUUGAGCAGCUGGGCGGGUGGCUCACGUCUGUAAUCCCAACACUUUGGGAGGCCAAGCUGGGAGGAUUACUUGAGCCCAGCAGUUCCAGAUCAGCUUGGGCAAUACAGUGAGACCUCAUCUCUACAAAAAAUUAAAAAAUUAAAAAAUCACCUCUAGGAUUACAGGCGGUGGCUCACGCCUGUAAUCCCAGCACUUUGGGAGGCUGAGGCGGGAGGAUCGUGAGGUCAGGGGUUCAAGACCAGCCUGGCGAACGUGGUGAAACCCUGUCUCUACUAAAAAUACAAAAAUUAGCUGGGCAUGGUGGUGCACGCCUGUAAUCAAUCCCACCUACUUGGCAGGCUGAGGCAGGAGAAUUGCUUGAACCUGGACCUGGGAGGCAGAGGUUGCAGUGAGCUGAGAUCGCGCCACUGCACUCCUCCACCCUGGGCUACAGAGCUAGAGGCCGUAUCAAAAAAAAAAAAAAAAAAAAAGGCUGGGCAAAGAGCAGGUGAUUAUGAAGUGGUAAAUCUGACAGUGAAAAGUAGUUAGAAAACGAAGUGGAUAUUUUUCUCUCCACCCUCACCCACCCACUGAGGGUAUGCUCAGGGUUUUAGGCUAUAGAGGUAGAGGCCCAGGGAAGGAGUGAAUAAUAAUAAUGGAAGACUCAUAUGAUGCUUACUAUGUGCCAGGUACUAUUCUAAGCACUUUGCAUAUAUUAGCUUGUUUCAUACAUAGCUGGGCGGGGUGGCUCACAUCUUGGCUGAGGGGGAGGAUUGUUUGAGCUCAGGAGUCUGAGACGAGCCUGGGCAACAUAGUGAGAUUUCGUCUCUAUUAAAAAUCAAAAAAAUUAGCUGGGCAUGGCAGCGCGAGCCGGUAGUCCCAGCUACUCGGAAGGCUGAGGUGGGAGGAUCCCUUGAGAUGGGGAAAUCAAGGCUGCAGUAAGCCAUGAUAGUUCCACUGCACUCCAGCCUGGGUGACAGAAGGAGAACCUGUCUCAAAAACAAAACAAAAUAAACCAAACAGGCCAGGCACGGUGGCUCAUGCCUGCAAUCCUAGCACUUUGGGAAGCUGAGGCAGGCAGAUCACCUGAGGUCAGGAGUUUGAGACCAGCCUGGCCAACACGGUGAAACCCCGUUUCUACUAAAAAUACAAAAAUUAGCAGGGCAUGGCGGCGGACAGCUGUAAUCCCAGCUACUCGGGAGGCUGAGGCAGGAGAAUCGCUUGAACCCGGGAGGCGGAGGUUGCAGUGAGCCGAGAUCGCGCCCCUGUACUCCAACCUGGCGACAGAGCGAGACUCCGUCUCAAAAAGAAAGAAAGAAACAAAGAAAACAAAAACAAAUAGGGAUCAAUAAAUAGGCAGAAGCAGGCAUAAUCCGGGGCAGGCGAAGCCUCAGGGCCACGCCCGAGAGGCAUUUGUAUUUAACUUUCAGCAGUUCAGAGCCCAUGAUGGCCAGGUUACCCACUUGUGGACUUCCUUGACCACUUAAUUGAGUCAAUCUAACCCUCACCUUCUCUCUCCUCUCACUCCAUUUAACGGGUCAGGUAGCCACUAUGGCUUCCUUAGCCUAUCAGGCAACCUGGGGACUGAGUCAUUCAGUCAGUCACCUAUCUGGUGGUCACAUCUGCCCCUGGGGUCAUCCCUUUACUGGGCCACCUCGGCCCAUCGGGACCUGUCAGUCCUUGAGCUCCCUCAGGCCCCUAGGCUGGCCAGGUCGCCUCAGUGCCACGCCUCCCUAGCCCGCGAUUCGGCCUGCACGUUACGCUUUGUUCCCAGAAGCAGGUUUUCGAAACGCCGCUCCCUCUCGGCUCCAGCUGUUUUCCUGCCAGCGCUGGGAGACCCGGCAGCCGCAGCGCCCCCAGCGGCGCGCAGCGGCCCAGGAAGAGAGUGCCUGCCGCCGGCGCCUCUUCAGUCUCCUCCUGGAACGCGGGAGCGGGCGAGACCAGCGCCCACCCUGCGUCGCGACGGUGCUCCUGAUUUGCUGCGCUGUGUGACGUAACGGGAGGGCCCCGGCGGCCGCCGGGAGCCGGAGCCCCGCGCGUGCGCAGACGGAGCGCGCUGAGCGGAGGGGGAGGUGGCUGCCGCUUCUCCCGCGUCCGCCAUUUUGUUGCUGUGGCUAUUGGGAACAAGCUGGGCAAAAGCACCCCGGAGGCGCGACGCUCCUUCGAUUUCGGUGCCUCGUGUGACGGCGGGGGUCGGUGAAGACCCGUAGAGCUGGGGCGCCGGCGCGUUCCAGGCUGGGAGUCACUGGAGGCACCCCUGGGACGCCGAGCAGUCCGAGAACCCCGGGGUGGCCUCCGCUGCGGCUCGGGUUUGCCUGCCCCGACCCCCCGGCUCUACCCUGCAUUCCCGGGCGGCUCUCUCCGUGUGGCGGCCCGGAGCAGGCGGGCGGCGUCGGAGGAUGCUGCGGGCCCGGAGCCGAGAGGAAAGUGCUGGCCCAGCCCUCUGAGCGCUCCUCGAGGUGUGCGAGAGGCCCUUCCUCGGCCCCAAAGCCGUCUGCCGGGCUAAGGCGUGCAGAGCAGGCGAGGACAGUCGCCGCCCCUAUCACCGCAGAGUCCCCGGCCCGACACCAUGUCCUCCGCCAGGUUCGACUCUUCGGACCGCUCCGCCUGGUACAUGGGGCCGGUGUCUCGCCAGGAGGCGCAGACCCGGCUCCAGGGCCAGCGCCACGGUAUGUUCCUCGUCCGCGAUUCUUCCACCUGCCCUGGGGACUAUGUGCUGUCGGUGUCCGAGAACUCGCGGGUCUCCCACUACAUCAUCAACUCGCUGCCCAACCGCCGUUUUAAGAUCGGGGACCAGGAGUUUGACCAUUUGCCGGCUCUGCUGGAGUUUUACAAGAUCCACUACCUGGACACCACCACCCUCAUCGAGCCCGCGCCCAGGUAUCCAAGCCCUCCAAUGGGAUCUGUCUCAGCACCCAACCUGCCUACAGCAGAAGAUAACCUGGAAUAUGUACGGACUCUGUAUGAUUUUCCUGGGAAUGAUGCCGAAGACCUGCCCUUUAAAAAGGGUGAGAUCCUAGUGAUAAUAGAGAAGCCUGAAGAACAGUGGUGGAGUGCCCGGAACAAGGAUGGCCGGGUUGGGAUGAUUCCUGUCCCUUAUGUCGAAAAGCUUGUGAGAUCCUCACCACACGGAAAGCAUGGAAAUAGGAAUUCCAACAGUUAUGGGAUCCCAGAACCUGCUCAUGCAUAUGCUCAACCUCAGACCACAACUCCUCUACCUGCAGUUUCCGGUUCUCCUGGGGCAGCAAUCACCCCUUUGCCAUCCACACAGAAUGGACCUGUCUUUGCGAAAGCAAUCCAGAAAAGAGUACCCUGUGCUUAUGACAAGACUGCCUUGGCAUUAGAGGUUGGUGACAUCGUGAAAGUCACAAGGAUGAAUAUAAAUGGCCAAUGGGAAGGCGAGGUGAACGGGCGCAAAGGGCUUUUCCCCUUUACGCACGUCAAAAUCUUUGACCCUCAAAACCCAGAUGAAAACGAGUGAUUGCUGUUGCCCUGUUUCCUGCUGCUUUGUUGUUCUGCCUGUCCUAGUCUCCUUUGAAGUGGGAAAGCAUUUUCUCUCAUAGGCAAGUCACACUGCAUUGCCGAAGUCCAGCUUUCUGCAGACUGGCAGUCGCACACACAUUUGGAAUGCACACAGCGGCUGCCUCCUGACGUUUGUAUCAUAGUCGUAUUGUCAAAGAGUAGCCGAUUUUAGAGUUCUUUUGGAUCAUAAACUGGAAAUACUGAUGGAAGCACACAAGUGGAGAGAAGUUGACGAGGAAAGGGUCUUCCUUCUCAUUGCUGCCCGUUUGUACAUGGGACUGAUUCUGUCGUGUUCACCAGAGAAAGCUUGAGGCCAUGGCGAGAUACUGCAUGUUUGCUGUUCUACAAAGCAGUGGCUCAGCUGCCAUCUUGCUUUUCUUUGGACAACAGGAAGUGAACCUUAAGGAAGAGAGAAUUCUGUCCUAAAACUCCAAAAUCUGGCUUUUUUUUCUUUUGUUUUGGAAAACUAAUUAAUUAGACUUGUGUGGGGGUUUUUUUGGUUUUUUUGUUUGUUUGUUUGUUUUGUUUUUUUUUUUGAGACGGAGUCUCGCUCCGUCACCCAGGCUGGAGUGCAGUGGCACAAUCUCGCCUCCCUGCAGUCUCCGCCUCCUGAGUUCAAGCGAUUCUCCUGCCUCAGCCUCCCGAGUAGCUGGGACUACAAGCGCGCACACCACGCCCAGCUAAUUUUUGUAUUUUUAGUAGAGACGGGGUUUCAUCAUGUUGACCAGGCUGGUCUCGAACUCCUGACUUCAGGUGAUCCACCCGCCUCAGCCUCCCAACGUGCUGGGAUUACAGCUGUGAGCCGCCGUGCCUGGCCUAGACUUGUGUGUUCUAAACAGGUUAAGUAGUAGGUUGAGUUUUUAUGAUAGUGCAAGGAAUGACUCAUGCCUCUGAGCUUCUAAACUGAAGCUGCUGUAACUAAAGGAAUCUGAAAAGAACAACCCUGAAGCAGAGGCCUUUAUUGUCUUGGUUGCCAGUAGUACCUUGUUUUGCCAUGUAGCAGACAACACACAAAAUAAUGCAGUUGUGGUGUGCCAUGCUAUGUGCACAGGCCCUUGGAUUACUUUGUUUUAAAAAGCAUCAGAGUUGGGGGGUACUUUAGGGAAACCUUUGCUUACCUUGUUUUGCCAGUGAUAAGAGCAGUGGGUUGGAGGGCAGUUGGCCAGUUUUCUGUUCAGCUUUUCAGUGAAUAUACCCCUUUAAGGUUAAGACUUAAACUUCCUUAAAAAGUGGGGUUGUUCAUAGAAUCACUGGGCUCAUUAAUGAAUCGUUAAACUCCACUCACUGACGCCCAGACCUCCGUGCCCAGGCCCAGUCUCGCCAGGCUGCCAGAGAAAGUUGGUGCUGCCCAUACUGGUCUCACAGUCUAAGUAAGUGUCUGUGAUGCUCCCAAGCAAAGGAAAUGCAAGCUCUGGAAAUUCGUUAAUGUAUUUGAUGUCUUAGAGUUUUAGUGACUAGGGAGACCAUUAACCAGUUUAUCAUUAACCACUUAUCAGUGUAUUGAUAUUAAAGCAUUUCCCUGUUAGCUAAAAGAGGCCUGUUCAUACAAGCCAGCUGGUAUAUAUGUGUGGUUCAUCCAUCAUCUGCUGCACAUAGCAGACUAGAAUUCUGGGAACCCUGUGCAAUUCAGUCUGCUCUCCCUUCUGGACCCUGGUAAAGACAAGCCUCAGCUCAUAGUGAACACAGCAGACCUAGAAAUGUAGCAACAGCCUAAUGAGUAGCUGUCAUUUACUGAGCAUCUGCUGUGACUGUGGCCCUGUCUGGAGGUUCCUGGGUUUUGAGAUUUAGAGCAAUGCAUUCUGGAGACAGAACCAGCAAAACAACCAUUUUUCGAUUUUUCUUUAAGUCAGUAUUCCAUCAGGCAGAUAACUGCCGUAUUCAUGAAUCUUGACAGUGUUCCUGAGACAGAAUUAAUGGUCAGUUGGGAAAACUAUCACCAUGGCUUCCCAUCUGUGGUUUUCCUCUAAAAGCCUUGGAGAUUAGCCCUUCCUUGCCAGUGAGAACGGUGGCCGCCUCCUGCUCUGCACGAUCUGCGGCAGUUGCCGCUUCUGGUUAGGUGUGUCAGGUUGGCUCAUUUUGGGUUCAGGUCUGGCGUAGCACCCACAAGUGGCAGACAUAUCACAGUCCCCAAACUCUGCCUAGAAACAGUAUUUGCCUUUUGGCCAGUGACAUGGUUCAUCCUUGCCCAUGUUGAGUCGUGAGUGGAGUUUGCAGCAGAGGGAGGAAUGUGUGUCUUGUUCAAGGAGGGCACAGACCCUUAGGCCUUUUUCAACCAGAUUUAGCUGAAGGGCUUGACACCUUUGAAUUACAGCAGUUGACUCAGCGCAAGAAGUAUGUGACCAUUUUGGAAAGCAACGUUUCCUUUCAGCCCUGUCUACUGACCAAUACCCCGACUCACCUUGUGUGGCGCACUUCAGAAUCAGAUAUACCUAGAAUAUACCUGUGGUUUGUUUUUAUAAUUAAUCAGCUCAUUACUUCAGCCCAUGAAAAUGGCAUCCAGGGCUGCCAGGAGAUUCAGAGCUCAAAACAAGGUGAGCUUGAGUUCUGCACUCCAGAUAUGUGCCAAAACUAGUAAAACUGACUGACUUACAGCCUUGUCAAUUUUUUUAAUCAGGCAGGGAUACUCUGUUUUUCACACUAAACAUAUGAACGCAGCACUGCUGCGUCAGCUCAGCUUCAUGCCUGGGUUCCCCACUGGUCUAGGAAGGCUGUUGUGCUCCAUAGAGCAGUGCACAUCUGACCCAGAGGGUGGGUGUUCAUAACUGCUACUUGCUCUGCUCUACCAUGUUUAAAGAAAUAUUUGGAUGUUAAAUUAACUCACUAUGGUUUUUCACCUGGGAAGGAAACAAAUUACGUACUAGAGGGCACUGACUGGUUAAAAAGUUGUGUAUCCCAGGAAGGACCUGCGGUACAGGAGUCAGCCGUGUCUGUGCUGUGUGGAACCACCUGACGACAUGGCUAACGAGGAAGACGAUGUGUUGACCGGCUGCCGUUUGAGGACUUUGGUCACCCAGACUAGAUACCUUCUGUGCUCAUGUUUGGAAAGCUGAAAGGGAAGGACAGCUGUGCCCUCCUGGGAGCUCACGUGUCCCUGGCGCUGUGCUAGCUUUCCUUUACAGCUGUUUACAGACAAGGCAGGCCUGAGGCAGAUGGCCACUGCUCUUGUGAUGUUUGCUCAGAGGAAUAUGAACAUUUUAUUUUUGAAAAGGGAUGAUGUGGUUUUGUGCCAGGUGUUUAUAAUUUAAUCCUUUAAUAUUAUGGUUAUUAAUCUCUUAAACAUGAAUGAAUUCUUGAUUGUUUUAACACAGUACCUAAGACUAAUGCUUUCUGUGGACACCACUGAGCUCUGCCUCAACUCCACCCUCUGGGACCGGAGGACUAUGCCCCUGGUAACUGCUGUCAGUGUGGACUCUGUGCUGGUUCUAUUUUCUAAAGGAGCAGAAGGACAGGUCUCUGAGACAGGAUCGUUGUCCCUACAGGAGGAACAGUGGCCUUGCUUCUUAGACGGUCUUCACUGUGUGUUUUAAAACAAAAACAACAACAACGUAAAACUCUUUUGACCUGUAACUUAAAGAUCAUAAACUUCAGGCAAUAAUAUUUUCUGUGUAAGCUUUUAAAAUUAUUUUUGGGGAUCAUAGCUUGUUUUAUUUUGUGCUAUAAAAUUAACAGUAUUAAAUGACUUAUAUUCUUAGAAUACAUCGAGUGUCUUUUCUUAACAGAUUACUGCCUUUUUAUUUUUGUAUUCCGUUUUACGUUAGUGGUCCCAGCAUCAAAACCCUUGUUUCCAUGGCCUGUUUGUAUAUUGUCUCAAUAAAACUUGCAUCAGCCGGUGGUGGCGGCA